This is a messenger RNA of Colletotrichum orchidophilum, 3534 nucleotides long. RefSeq names its product F-box domain-containing protein. Gene Ontology annotation, molecular function: polyubiquitin modification-dependent protein binding. The transcript has 2 exons. Lineage: Eukaryota; Fungi; Ascomycota; Sordariomycetes; Glomerellales; Glomerellaceae. Gene Ontology annotation, biological process: proteasome-mediated ubiquitin-dependent protein catabolic process. The record is from RefSeq and is a predicted model, not a curated record. Gene Ontology annotation, cellular component: cytosol; proteasome regulatory particle, base subcomplex; nucleus. The coding region runs from base 1 to 3534 and encodes 1177 amino acids.
AUGCAACAUUGGUCGACAGAGUCUUCAGAAACGCAACAUCAACAAGACAACCCCUCGGACACCACUACCUCAGUUCAGCAUGGCUUUUGUUCGCGCCAACAGCCCAACGGCGUCGCUGUUCUUCGUCGAGAAGAGACUGGCAGUGCAUCCCCAAGAUCUGUUCCAGACGGAGGUCGCCGUGACUCAUCCGAUGCCGUCAGCGCUGCUCAGCUUGACGAGAAGCUUCGCAGGCUGAGUGUUCAUGAUUCAGUGUCUGCCGAAGGUCAUUCAGCUGUCGCUGGUCAGCGAGUGAUUGACUACGAAAACGCGCAAACCCCGUCGACUCCUCGUCAAGCCUUGGGCUUCAAGGUCAUCAAACGAUCUAAUCAUCGACCCGACAGCGUGCAGUUGACAGACUUCCCCAAUGAGCUCUUGACCCAUAUUCUAUCUCACCUGCAUCCCGAUUCUCAUUCGGCCAUAGCUCUCGUUUCGAAGCGUUUCUACUCGCUCGUCACGACUCCUCAUGCAUGGCGAAUGGCCUUUCUACGAUUCUUUCCGGGCCACGUUAGCCUGACUACAAAGUCGAUUGAGCAGAGUCGCGCAGGGGCCUUGGACCAUGAUUCUUCCGAAUUCGUCCGUUCAGAGACUCGCUACUUUUCUCGCUUGACUUCCCUUGCGACGUGGAGAAGCGAAUAUCUACUUCGUACUCGUCUCCUAAGGGGCCUCAUCAGAGGUAAACCGGGCACAAAACCCGGCGGGGUUGGAGCGUCUGGUCGAAGCAGCAAGAAGACUAGUGCUGUCUUGACCUACAACUCAAAGUUGCCUUGGGCUGUGACCCACGUCCACGCCGAUUUCACUGUCAAGAAAUCUCCCAGAGUCAUUCACGGUGCUGCCGACCUAGGUGCUGCAACUCUGAGUGAUUCUUUCAUUGGCAAGGUGGAGAAAUGGGGUUUCAGAGACCCUUUCACUAUUCUUCAGCUGGACGAGGUGUUCCCCAAUCUUGAACCAUACGGUCUCGGUGAUGGACCUGCUGCGUGCCCGAAUGUCAUGGAUGUUAGCCAGCCUUACGGCAUGCUCUCCGGAGAAGGUUUUCCAGGCGGCCGUGCCUACUACCGCCCGAUCAAUGAAUUGCAUGGCCGGUAUCUUGGUAGCGACACUGGCGUGAUCGACACCUACCCAGACAUUCCCAAGAUCCCUGAACUAUCAGAAGCGAUCUCAGCCGUUUGGAUCGCCAAAUCCACUGCUGUUCCUAACAUUACGCAUUCCACGGUUGGUAUCAUCACUGGCUCUACGCUCGGUAUCGUCACGACGUAUGCGCUGCACGGAGACGGGAGCGGGCCCCGGCAUCCCAACGGUGAGAUGACUGCUCGGUGGGUGCUCAGCCCAGGCGUUCCCAUCGUCUCGAUCAAAGUCGACGACCAGUAUACCCAGAAGCGCAAAACUGCACAGCGUGUGUGGGCUGUUGCGCUCAACGCCUUGGGCGAGAUAUUCUACCUGGUCGACGUACCAAAGACGACCUUGGAGCGAUCCAAAGGCGAAGACGUCACCAAGAACGCUUGGUUUGCUGGACGCUCAGUUUACUGGCGGCUCAUCGACGACUCCCGUCGUCAGGCUCGUCCUGAUGAGUUUGACAAGCAUGCUUUGCGGGGGGCUUAUUCUCCUCGGUCUCCUGCAGACGCCAUGAAUCUGAGCAAGGAGCAGCUUGUUGCGGAAGCCCAUGAGAUCGAAAAGUUCCUGCGAUACAAACCAUCACAUUUCCGGAAGGUCUGCGAUGGCUGGGAUAUGCGGAGAAUACUGGAGGUCGAUUUCGCAAAUGAUGACGCUGGCGGGGCUGGGGAGGUCAUUGUCUCUAUCCAAUGCGGGCUCGAUGAGGCGCAUCCCCCAAGCCUUACUCGCUAUGUCCGAGCCAUGUCCCAAACGCCGCGACAGACCUCAGACAGCAAGGGAAUUACUGCUUCACUCCAGCAGGAUGUCCCACAAGUGCAGCAGUCCAUCUUUGGAUCGGGCAGAGACCAUGUGCAGGAGUCUCAGUAUAAGGCCGCCAAGACUGUGGCGAAGGGCGAUGUUACACCCAUUUCGUCGGGCUCGAUGACGCCUCAGGCAAUGCUCAAUUCCAUGGAUGAAUGGGCUGUUGCUACGAUGUCACUUGGCAACCACGGAAACUCAGAGAUCACUGCGUCGGCUCUUGAUUUAUCGUCGCAUGCCCUUCUUACGCUGACAGAAGACCCUCUGCAAUUUGGCUCCAGAUCAGCUGCCACUCCUACGAUGACACCACAGACGGCCGAGUCUGUGACUGAGGUCCCUGGUCGGCGAACUCGCAUGCUAGCUGUAGGCACCAAGGACGGGUCUGUCAUUGUCUGGAAUUGUCGUGAGCAACGCGGCCUUGUCGAAAUCUCUCCUCUUCGCAUCAUUCACACAGAGUCGCCCGAGAUCAGUUGCUUGGCUUUAACGGCUUUGUACCUGGUUCACGGCGGAAAUGAUGGCUUAGUACAAGCAUGGGACCCGCUGGCAUCUUCGCUCGAGCCUCUCCGUACUCUGAAUGGACGUUCAAACGGGCGAGUACCGCGUCACAUGAUGACAAUGAAUCCCGCACUUCCGAUCGACACCUAUUCAGCUGCUCGAGCCAUUUACCUCGAUCCUGAUCCUACUGUGCUGCGCGGCAUCACGUCUUUCGGUGCUUUCCUGCGUUACUGGGCUUAUAGCGCUACAAGCCAAGCGCCCGGCCGUAAGCGUCGCCUCCGGCACGCUGAUGUCCACGGCCGUCUUGCCACUCGACGCCAGGGUGGAAAUGUUUCAGGAUAUAUUGCCGCAGAGACUGCAGAACUUCGGCGUGAGGAGGAGCAGGACACGCGGGAAGAAGCCUGGUUGCGCAAUAGGUUUGGCGUUGGCGCCUUUGGCGAUUUGACCGAAGAGGAGGCUCUCCAGUAUGCGGAGAUGAUCUCUCAAGAAACACUCUUGCUCGAGGAGCAACGUCGUACCAGCGCCAGCGACACUGGUUCCACCGCUGAUGCCAACUUCGAUACGGUGUCAUCCUUCAGCGAAAGCACGGUGGACACAGUCACACCAGAACCCAGCAUUACUGGCUUCACCCCGCCCCCACCUGUCGUUGAGGAAGGAGAUGAGUACGAACAGCAACUACAACAAGCCCUUCGGCUUUCUUUGAUGGAGGCUACCAAUGAUGUGGCUCAAUCACCCCGCAAGAACAGCUCCAGUGAUUUCGAAUUUGCCAUCAAGUACAAGUCGAAACCGGCGAAGAAGACAACAAAGAGAACACCUUCCAUGUCUCCUCCGGCAAGCUACAAGCCAGUCGCCGGCGCCAAAGCAGGUUCUUCCAGCAAAGCCAAGCCUAGGGACGAUGACCUUGAGUUAGCUCUCUUACUUAGUAGCGCUGGGUCGGGCAGUCAAGUUGCGCCACGAGACGACGAUUUAGAGCUGGCCUUGCAGCUCAGUCUGCAGGAAAAUGGUGCCGGCGAUUUCUCGGGUCUGGGUAUCCAGCAUGAGGAGGAGGAGUUUCCAAUGUUGGAGACUCGGGGCAAGGGCAAGGGCAAGAUGUGA